ACGCCGCCCGCCACACACCAGUCACGCUCACACGGUUUCAUCCCUCUUCGCCGCCACCACACCACCAGUCCAGCACCUAGCCACAGCAAUGGCGCGCCUGGCGACCAUCCUCAGCUUCGGGGACCGCGCCGAGGAGGGCGCCGGCGCCUUCCCGGAGCCGCAGGAGGACUACCAGCAAGAACACGACGACGACGACGACGACGACGCGGCGUCCGAUGCCAGCGGCGACAGCUUCGAGUUCGCGUUCGCGCGGCCGCUGGCGCCGGCGGGCGGGGAGGCGCUGGCCGACGACCUCUUCGCGCACGGCCGCAUCCUCCCGGCCUACCCGGUCUUCCACCGGCGCCAGGCCCACGACGACGACGACGCCUCGGCCGCGGUCACCUCCGCGACGGCGCCGCCCUCGCCGGACACGUACUGCGCGUGGGCGCCGCGGUCCGCGCCGGGGUCGCCCGCGCGCGAGCCGGCGGCCUUCCCCAAGAGCGCGUCCACGGGCACGGGCGAGGCCGCGCGCCGGUUCCGCCUCCGCGACAUCCUCGGCUCCGGCGGCCGCUCCCACAGCGACGGCAAGGAGAAGUUCCUCUUCCUCCAGCCCACCCCCGCCAAGCCCAAGUCCAGGACCAGCGCAUUGUCCACCCCGUCAGCGCCGGCCGCCAAGAAGACACAGGCACAGCAGAAGCAGAGCAAGAAGAAGGGCGCCGCCGCGGCUCCGACGGAGAUGGACAUGGCCACCGCGCACCGGCUCUUCUACAGCAAGCCCGGAGCCGCGGCCGGCCCCGGCGGCGAGAGGACGACGACGAAAACGUCGUACCUGCCCUACCGGCCGGCCAUCGUCGGCUUCUUCGCCACCGCGCACGCGCUGCGCCCCAAGCACCACCCGUACUAGCCAUCCCAUCCCGUCCCAUCCCCGGCUCCGCUGAUGCCACGAUAAAUCAAAUCAAAUUAAAUUAGUUGGUUAAUUCGUUCUUUUGUCAGAUUCCACGCUCCCGAAAAAAAGUGAUUCGGUCAGACUGCUGGUUCUUGUUGGUGUGUAAAUAUAAAAUCGCGUGCUUUCUUGA
Messenger RNA from Aegilops tauschii subsp. strangulata, 1055 nucleotides. RefSeq lists its product as uncharacterized. The record is from RefSeq and is a predicted model, not a curated record. Lineage: Eukaryota; Viridiplantae; Streptophyta; Magnoliopsida; Poales; Poaceae.